Molecule: messenger RNA, 1266 nt
Organism: Beauveria bassiana ARSEF 2860
Lineage: Eukaryota; Fungi; Ascomycota; Sordariomycetes; Hypocreales; Cordycipitaceae
Product: ubiquitin family protein
Exons: 2
Coding region: 1-1266 (421 amino acids)
Biological process (GO): ubiquitin-dependent protein catabolic process
Cellular component (GO): cytosol
Molecular function (GO): polyubiquitin modification-dependent protein binding
Source: RefSeq, a predicted model, not a curated record
AUGGCCGACAACGCAGAAGCGGGCAGCGAUGCCCAAAUUACAUUCAAGGUCAAGACCUCGUCUGAGGGCACACACACCAUCACAAUGCCCGACAGUGCCUCUGUCCUCGAUCUCAAGAAUAAGCUCGCUGGCGACGAUUAUGAAAACGUGCCCGUCGAGCGCCAACGCCUCAUCUACUCCGGCCGUGUCAUGAAGAACGAUGAUACCCUCGCCACAUACAAGAUCAAGCCAAACAAUAUCAUCCACAUGGUCAAGAGCGCCGCCAGUAACCCUCCCCAGCCAGCCUCGUCCGCCUCCGCUCCCGCGCCGCAGGCUCUGCCCACAAACAUGGCUUCGGGAACCGCCAACAACCCUCUUGCUGGCCUGACUGGCGCUCGCUAUGCCGGUCACCAGGUGAACCUGCCUGGUAUGGACAUGUUUGGUCCCGAUGGUGGCAUGGGCCCUCCCAUGAGUGAGGAAAACAUGGCACGCAUGAUGUCCGAUCCCAACGUCCAGCAGACUAUGAAUGAAGCCCUCAACAACCCCGACUUUAUCAACAUGCUCAUCGAGUCGAACCCUAUGCUCCGCGACAUGCCAAACGCUCGUGAACUCAUCACCUCGCCCUUCAUGAGAGAGAUGAUGAGCAACCCUGCCAUGCUCAGCAAUGCCAUGCGAGUGGGGCGCGGUAUGCGUGGACUCGACAGUUUCCCUGCGCCAGGCGCAACCGAUACCACACCACAGAAUCCCACCGAUGCCACCAGCAAUGGCGCCCAAGCCCAAGGACAAAGGCAGCAGGUUCCCUCGGCCAACUCUUUCAAUCCAUUUGGAGUCGGCGCAGUUCCCGGCAUGAGCUUCUCUGACAUGAUGCAAAGCCUCAGCGCCGCCGGUUUUGGAGGUGCCGAUGCCGGUGCCGGCCCUGGUUCACGAAGCGAAGGCCAAGGGGAGGCCGGCGCAGGUGCUGGUGUCAACGCGCAGAACCCUUUUGCCGCCCUCUUCCCUGGAGGCGCAGCCGGGGCUGGUGGCGCCGCCGCUGCCGGCAAUCCAUUCGGCAUGAGCCCAGAGCAACUUCAGCACAUGUCCCAACUCAUGCGUACCAUGACUGGUACUCAAGCCGGCGGCGUUGGCCCAGCUGCACCCCCCGACAACCGACCUCCAGAGGAACGAUACGAAGAGCAACUCCGACAGCUCAAUGAUAUGGGCUUUUUUAAUUUCGACCGCAACGUCGCCGCGCUACGACGAAGUGGAGGAAGCGUACAGGGAGCUAUAGAACAUCUGCUCUCUGACUGA